GCCCGGCUCAGUACUGCGCGCGCCCUGCGGCUGUCCGGGGCCGCGCGGUGGCCAAAGCACAGCGCGGGAGAGUCUGCGAUGUCAGAGAACGGCUCCUUCGCCAACUGCUGCGAGGCGGGCGGGUGGGCAGUGCGCCCGGGCUGGUCGGGGGCUGGCAGCGCGCGGCCCUCCAGGACCCCUCGACCUCCCUGGGUGGCUCCAGCGCUAUCCGCGGUGCUCAUCGUCACCACCGCCGUGGACGUCGUGGGCAACCUCCUGGUGAUCCUCUCCGUGCUCAGGAACCGCAAGCUCCGGAACGCAGGUAAUUUGUUCUUGGUGAGUCUGGCAUUGGCUGACCUGGUGGUGGCCUUGUACCCCUACCCGCUAAUCCUCGUGGCCAUCUUCUAUGACGGCUGGGCCCUGGGGGAGGAGCACUGCAAGGCCAGCGCCUUUGUGAUGGGCCUGAGCGUCAUUGGCUCUGUCUUCAAUAUCACUGCCAUCGCCAUUAACCGCUACUGCUAUAUCUGCCACAGCAUGGCCUACCACCGAAUCUACCGGCGCUGGCACACCCCUCUGCACAUCUGCCUCAUCUGGCUCCUCACCGUGGUGGCCUUGCUGCCCAACUUCUUUGUGGGGUCCCUGGAGUACGACCCACGCAUCUAUUCCUGCACCUUCAUCCAGACCGCCAGCACCCAGUACACGGCGGCAGUGGUGGUCAUCCACUUCCUCCUCCCUAUCGCUGUUGUGUCCUUCUGCUACCUGCGCAUCUGGGUGCUGGUGCUUCAGGCCCACAGGAAAGCCAAGCCAGAGAGCAGGCUGUGCCUGAGGCCCAGCGACUUGCGGAGCUUUCUAACCAUGUUUGUGGUGUUUGUGAUCUUUGCCAUCUGCUGGGCUCCACUUAACUGCAUCGGCCUCGCUGUGGCCAUCAAUCCCCAAGAAAUGGCUCCCCAGAUCCCUGAGGGGCUAUUUGUCACUAGCUACUUACUGGCUUAUUUCAACAGCUGCCUGAAUGCCAUUGUCUAUGGGCUCUUGAACCAAAACUUCCGCAGGGAAUACAAGAGGAUCCUCUUGGCCCUUUGGAACCCAUGGCACUGCAUUCAAGAUGCUUCCAAGGGCAGCCAUGCGGAGGGGCUGCAGAGCCCAGCUCCACCCAUCGUUGGUGUGCAGCACCAGGCAGAUGCUCUCUAGCGUGGAUCUGAGGCACACCAGCAGCACGACAAACUCAUGAAAUGGUGGGAGAGAGUCUGCUGCAAGGGUGAGACCAGGCAGCCUGCUGGGCCACACUGUCCUGUUGGCAUCACAGCCCCAAGGCUGGGGGAACUUCAUGCUGGGACAAGCAGCCCAUCAAUGCCAUGGGUUCAGGCUGAUCCAGGAGAUGCUCACAGGCCACAGAACCUGGAAAACACUCUUGGUGGUGUCUUGGGGAUUUGGUGCACACAAGACCAAGGAAAGGACAGAACGAGGAAAGGCCUGGGGCAGAAGAGCCCAACUCCUUCUCAUAGAUGACCCUCAUCCUCCUGCCUUGGCCUCCUGGCUGCUUUCUCCCCUUCCCCCCAGCGUGGCAGGAUCUCUUCCUGUUAGCAAGGAUGAAAGAGAGAGGUCAGUAGGGCUGGAACUUGGUAACUCUGCAAGGGCCUCAGGUGGGGCAGGUGCAGAAGGC
Molecule: messenger RNA, 1639 nt
Organism: Gorilla gorilla gorilla (western lowland gorilla)
Lineage: Eukaryota; Metazoa; Chordata; Mammalia; Primates; Hominidae
Gene: MTNR1B
Product: melatonin receptor 1B
Exons: 2
Coding region: 79-1167 (362 amino acids)
Biological process (GO): G protein-coupled receptor signaling pathway
Cellular component (GO): plasma membrane
Molecular function (GO): melatonin receptor activity
Source: RefSeq, a predicted model, not a curated record